This is a messenger RNA of Argiope bruennichi, 5743 nucleotides long. RefSeq names its product calcium-transporting ATPase type 2C member 1-like (gene SPoCk). Gene Ontology annotation, cellular component: plasma membrane; endoplasmic reticulum; Golgi membrane. The coding region runs from base 361 to 3054 and encodes 897 amino acids. The record is from RefSeq and is a predicted model, not a curated record. The transcript has 24 exons. Gene Ontology annotation, molecular function: ATP binding; ATP hydrolysis activity; P-type calcium transporter activity. Gene Ontology annotation, biological process: manganese ion transport; intracellular calcium ion homeostasis; calcium ion transmembrane transport. NCBI's taxonomy places the organism in Eukaryota, Metazoa, Arthropoda, Arachnida, Araneae, Araneidae.
AAGCAAGUGCCGGUCGGAGAUCGUAGUACAGGGUUAGCUUAUGUGAUAAUAAUCCUAAUCGAAGUAGGAUAACACUCUUACGGAUUCAGAAUAUGUAGUGAAGCGUAAAUGUGGAAUCUUUCCUCACGCUGCUAUUCCUUUAAAUUAUUCAAGUUUGCGAAAAUUUUAUUAACUGUGUGCCACGUUGAAAAGCCAGGUCAUAAAUCAAGGAUUUUCAUUUAUUUAUACUAGUAAAAAAUUUAAAGAAUGCUAUUAUUCUUUGAUUGAUGAGAUCAGUUUCUAUUUAUUAACACCUGUGGUUCUGGUGUCAACACCAGUUAUUAUCGCAUUUGACUGAAAAAAGCUAAUGACGAAAGAGGAAUGCGUCACCUGCGAACUGAUGAAGCCUGUCGCCGAUCAUAUGAAGAAGUGGCAACUUUACUUAAUACAGAUAUUCAUAAUGGUUUAUCCUGGCAAGAAGCGAAUCACAGGUUGUCCUUUUAUGGUUACAAUGAAUUUGAGGUGACACAAGAAGAGCCAUUAUGGAAAAAAUACAUAGAACAAUUCAAAAAUCCUCUCAUUGUUUUAUUACUUGCAUCUGCAUUAGUUAGUAUUUGUAUGCAACAAUUUGAUGAUGCCUUUAGUAUAACAGCUGCAAUUGUAAUAGUCGUGACUGUAGCAUUUGUUCAGGAAUAUAGGUCAGAAAAAUCACUUGAAGAACUUAAUAAACUUGUACCUCCAACUUGUACAUGUCUUAGAGAAGGAAGGCAAGAAUCGUUUUUAGCAAAGAAUUUGGUUCCAGGUGAUAUUGUAUUACUUAGCAUAGGUGACAGAGUUCCUGCUGAUCUACGUCUCUUUGAGGCUACGGAUCUUUCCAUUGAUGAAAGCAGUUUUACUGGAGAAACAGAGCCAUCAAAUAAAGUCACAAAGCCUUUGGAAAAAACAAAUGGAAUUCCCAGCAGGCAUAAUAUUGCUUUUAUGGGGACACUUGUUAGGUGUGGAGUUGGAAAAGGUAUAGUUAUUUCAACUGCUGAGAACUCUGAAUUUGGAGAAGUUUUCAAAAUGAUGCAGGCUGAAGAGUCUCCUAAAACCCCUCUUCAAAUCAGUAUGGAUACUUUAGGGAAGCAAUUAUCUUUCUAUUCUUUUGGUAUUAUUGGCUUAAUCAUGCUGGUUGGGUGGAUUCAAGGCAGACCCUUAAUGGAAAUGUUUAACAUUGGUGUGAGUCUGGCUGUUGCUGCAAUUCCUGAAGGAUUACCAAUUGUAGUGACAGUUACUCUUGCUUUAGGUGUGAUGAGAAUGGCCAAAAGAAAUGCUAUUAUAAAGAAGUUGCCAACUGUUGAAACUCUAGGUUGUGUGAAUGUCAUAUGUUGUGAUAAAACUGGGACUUUAACAAAAAAUGAAAUGACUGUAACAACUGUAGUCACAUCUGAAUUGUAUCAUGCUGAGAUUAGUGGAGUUGGAUAUUCAGAACCUGGUCAAGUGAACAUUAUGGAAAGUGGUAACCAUGCACAACAAAUGAAUUCCAUUAGGACUGUUAUUGAGGCUGGAUGUGUGUGCAAUAAUGCUGAUAUUGUAGGUGAUCAACUUAGAGGACAGCCAACUGAAGGUGCUUUGAUUACUGUUGCCAGAAAGUUGGAAAUGGUUGGUGUUAGAGAGCGUUUUACUCGAUUGCAAGAAAUUCCUUUUAGUUCUGAACAUAAAUUUAUGGCUGUUAAAUGUCUUCCACGAUUUGGACUGGGUACAGAAAAAUAUUUUGUCAAAGGAGCAAUAGAAAUAGUACUUCCUAAAUGUACAAAAUAUAGUUAUCAUGGCUCUCCUGUUCUUUUGUCAAAGGAUACUCAUUUACAGUUUAUGAAAGAAGCACAAUACAUGGGAAGAAAAGGAUUACGAGUGCUGUCAUUUGCAUGUGGUCAUUCAUUAGAAGACCUUUUAUUUUUGGGCAUGGUUGGCAUAUUGGAUCCUCCUAGAUCUGGUGUUGGAGAAGCCAUAAAAACUCUUCAUGGAAGUGGCGUGUCUGUUAAAAUGCUAACUGGGGAUUCUGAAGACACUGCUUGUGCUAUUGCAUCUCGAGUUGGUCUGUAUGCAGUUGGAAGCAAUUGUUUAUCAGGUGAUAACAUGGAUAUUAUAAAUGAUGAUGAACUUGCUCAUAUAAUACAUUCUGUCUCUGUUUUCUAUCGAGUGGGACCUGGCCAUAAAUUGCGAAUUGUUAAGGCAUUGCAACGGAACGGUGCUAUUGUUGGCAUGACAGGAGAUGGUGUGAAUGAUGGAGUUGCUUUGAAAAAAGCUGACAUUGGUAUUGCAAUGGGAAAAGUUGGAACUGAUGUGUGCAAAGAAGCAGCAGAUAUGAUAUUAGUAGAUGAUGAUUUUUUUACUAUAAUGGCAGCCAUAGAAGAAGGGAAAGGGAUAUUUUACAACAUUAGAAAUUUCGUUCGAUUUCAACUCAGCACGAGUAUUGCUGCCUUGUCAUUAGUUGCUCUAUCCACUUUUAUGCAUAUUCCUAACCCACUGAAUGCCAUGCAAAUUCUGUGGAUUAACAUCAUAAUGGAUGGCCCUCCUGCUCAAAGUUUGGGUGUUGAACCUGUUGAUCAUGAUGUCUUGAAACAGCCUGCAAGAAAUGUAAAAGAACCUAUGAUCACUAGAGAGCUUAUUGUAAAUGUUAUUCUCUCUGCUCUCAUCAUUAUUACUGGAACUAUGUGGAUAUUUAGGAGAGAGAUGAGUGAUAUGAUGGUCACUAGAAGAGAUACUACUAUGACAUUCACUUGCUUUGUUUUCUUUGAUAUGUUUAAUGCUCUCAGUUGUAGAUCUCAAAUAAAAUCUAUAUUUACUAUUGGAUUUUAUAGCAACCGAAUGUUUCUCUUAGCAGUGACUGGAUCUGUGAUUGGUCAGUUAUUAGUUAUUUAUUUUGCACCAUUGCAAAGGAUAUUUCAAACAGAAGCUUUACCUAUAUCAGAUAUUCUGAUGCUUGUAGCUUUAACAUCUUCAGUAUUCAUUGUAUCAGAAAUUAAAAAACUGAUUGAACGAACACUUCUGCGUAAGCAAACUGAAAAACAGUUUUUUGAUUCUGAUUAUGUGUAAAAAAAAUAUUUUUUUACAGAAAUCAUAUUUUUUGUAAAUUCUAUUUUAUUAAACUUUUCUGUUGAAAAGUUUUAAAUCCUUUUGUUGCAUUUGUUUUAGUACUUUUUUUUUUAAUUUAUUUCUCAUUCUGGAUUCUAUUUCCAUUAUUUAUAUUUUUCAUUUAGAAAAAAUUCAUAUCUCUUACAAUGCCUUUUUAAUACAAUACAAUUGGAAUCUCCAUAUAAAUUUAAUGCUUCAUUAGUUGCUGAUUAUGAUCUAUUCAUUUGUAGCACUGAAGUGUCUUUAUUUUGGAAUAUCAUCCUUGUCUUAAAAAUUUAGCAUUACUUUUGUCAUAAUCAAAGUAAAUGAACUGUAUAUAAGGCUAAGCUUCAACCGAGCUAGAUAUUUAAAAAUUUAAACAAGCAAUUGUGCAUGCUUCUGAUUUUAUAUUUCUACACAUUUCUUGCACAAGAAAAACUGCUGUGAUAAAAAAAAAAAAAAUGUUGAGGAAAAUGUAUUGUUAUAUACAGUUAUAUUUCAUUUUGUAUUAUACUUUCAGCUGUAAUUUAAUUCUUAAGAUCAAAUAUUUUUUAAUCUAGAGAAAUUGCUUAUAAAAUUUAAAGAAAUAUUUAUGUUCUAUUUGAAAGAAAAAGUGGUUAUGCAAUCCUUUGUUUCAUGUUCUUUUUUUUUAUUAUUAUUCUAGUUAGUUUGUUAAGGAAAAUUGUGAAUGUAUAAAGGAAUGAAAAAAUUAUUGCUUUCUUGUACCAUGAAGUGUAAUAUUUUAAAUAUUUCUGGCGUAUUUUUUUUAACAAAUGUUUGCUCUUUUUUUUAUCCAAUGUUUUCUAAAUUGCCAUGUUUUUUUAUUUGAAGAUUUGUUGCUUUAAUUUUUAUACUUAUUGAGUAUUUUAUAUCUUCUUUCACAAAUAUUAUUGCAAAUUAUUUUUAAGUAAUUUUGCUGUAAUAUUUUUUUCAAGUAUUUUUCUUAUAUAAUCUAUUAAGCUAAACACAAACAAUAUUCUUCAUGUGACUUAUUUUAUUUCCAUACAGUAAAAACUAUUGUAGCUAGCAAUGUCAAAAUAAUGGUGCUUUUAAAAGUUUAAAUUUUAGUCUGUGUAGUAUCUGUAAUUGCUCUAUCAUUUCCUCUUAGUGCUUUUAAAAUUGUGAAAUAUUUGCUGAAAAUAUCAUACCAUCAAGAAUGAAAUUAAGUUAAGAAAAAUAGUAGACUCUAAUUAACAAAGUUAUGUGAAAGAAAUAUGUUGAGAAUUAUUGGACUUCAUAAAAUUUUAUGAGCAAAGUUCAUUUGUAUUGGCAUUUGGUUGUGAAUGUAGGACAUUUAAUGCUAUAUGGUUGUAAGUUAUUUAAAGUUAAAUGAUUUUAUCACUUCUAGAAAUUUGGAAUUAAUUUCAUGUUAUGUAUGAGUUUUUAAAAAAAUCUUAAUUUAACUUUUUAUAUUAAAAAUGGCUGAUUUUACUCAUCUGUGCCUGUAUUCUGACGGAAGAGCCACUAUUUUAAUUACUCAGAGAUACAGUAAUUUAAAAGAGAAUUAAAAGGCUAUUAUUCAUCAGUUUUUGAUAAUAUACCAGAAAAAUGUGAUGUAUGCUCAGUUUUCUAAACAUAAUGCAUCUUUUUUAUCACUGGUCUGUAGUUCUGAAUAUUUAAACUGAUAGUGAUACUGUAAGUAUUAGUAAUGACAGUAUAUACAAAUUUGAAAUGUCAGAAUAUAUAUUUAAUUAUACAGACAAAAUUUGGGUUUGAAAUCAUUAAAAAUUCUUUUCACAUUCCUUAGAGACUACAUUAUGUUGUGCCUCAUUUUUAAAGCAUUUCAUCUUUUUUUUUUUUUUUUUUUUUUUUUAAGAAAAAACAUAACCUAGAAAUAAUUUAUAGUCUUCAAAUUUGAAAUCAAAGAAAACUACUUUACAUUACCUAUACAAUUGCUCAAUGCAUGUAAAGAAUCAAAAGGAAAUAAAUUAUGAAAAAGACCAUUAGUGUUGAUUGCACCUCAAUAGAUUGAAGUUUUUUUAUUUCAUAAUGAUGGAAAUCUGGUGCUGAUUAAUAUUUUGCUUAACGCUGUCUAUUAAGAAUGUAAACUUUGUAGUUUAGUUUAAUGUAAGAAUAUAUAAUGCAUUUUUAUAAUUCAUUAUCUUUGGUUUCAACUUCUAUUUUUCCUGGUAAAUUAAGAUAUAUUUUAUUAUUAAAUAUUUAAUUAUUUUAUUUAUUUCAAUUUUUUAUUGUAUUCUAUGGUUAAUAUAAUAUAGAUUUGUUUAUUCAAUUGAUUUAAAUAUUUCCCACUCUUUAAUAUCUUCAUACAUUUUUCUUAAGAUGUAAAUUUGGUUAUAAAGAAUUGCUUUGAUAUAUAAUUGAUAAAGUUUUAUGGUGUUUGUUGCAAAGAAUUCAGUAUUUAAUAAAUUAUUACAAACUAGUCAUUAAAUUAUAUUUAUUUUAUAUAUGCUUAAAAUAAAUUAUCUGUGUUUCUAAAAAAGUUAGUUUAUACAUUUUUUUUUUUUUCAAAUUAAAGAACUAUAAUUAUAAAAUAUUACUUUGUAAUGGCACAUUCAUGUAUUUUUAGUAUAUGUGCAAAACAUCAGUAUAUCUUAUAUUACAGAACAGCACUUCUACAUUGCAAGUUGCAAUUCUUUUAUCUUUCUAAAAUUCAUGAAAUUUUCUGUCAAAAUUUUAUUUAAUUUGUGAAUAAAAUUAUUUUUAAUAAAUC